This is a messenger RNA of Panicum hallii, 929 nucleotides long. Its product is annotated as protein PEROXIN-4-like. The transcript has 6 exons. The coding region runs from base 231 to 704 and encodes 157 amino acids. The record is from RefSeq and is a predicted model, not a curated record. NCBI's taxonomy places the organism in Eukaryota, Viridiplantae, Streptophyta, Magnoliopsida, Poales, Poaceae.
CUUUCUCUUUCCUUCCCCCCAACGCCGGUCACCGGCCGCGGCAACCCCGCCAGGCCGCCACCGUCGCGGCAGUGCUCCUCCCAAGUCCCAACUCUCCGCACCAACCUCGUUCGACAGGUGACUUCCCCACGCCGAAAUUUACCUCCCGGCGCCAUAAGCCCCAACCAUCGAUUUGUGACGUCUUCUCUAUAUCAGCUCGGCAGUCAUCACUCAUCAGUGGAUAAAACAGUAUGCAGACAUCUAGAGCAAGGCUUUUCAAGGAGUAUAAGGAGGUACAGCGAGAGAAGUCAGCUGACCCUGAUAUCCAAUUAAUUUGUGAUGAUUCAAACAUAUUCAAGUGGACUGCUCUUGUCAAGGGCCCUUCUGAAACACCUUAUGAAGGUGGUGUUUUUCAACUUGCAUUUGCAAUUCCAGAGCAGUAUCCUCUGCUGCCUCCACAAGUUCGAUUUUUGACCAAAAUUUUCCACCCAAAUGUGCAUUUCAAGACUGGUGAAAUUUGCCUGGAUAUUUUGAAGAAUGCAUGGAGCCCUGCAUGGACCCUUCAGUCUGUUUGCAGAGCAAUAAUCGCUCUGAUGGCUCAUCCUGAACCAGACAGCCCACUUAACUGUGAUUCAGGCAAUCUCCUAAGAUCAGGUGAUGUCCGAGGCUAUCAAUCAAUGGCCCGCAUGUAUACGAGGCUGGCGGCCAUGCCAAAGAAAAAUUAGCUGCACAAGUGCUAAGUAAAUACGUCCCAAGCCAAGAGAGUGGGCCGGUUCAUGCAUCAGCACAAGUUGUCAGGCCCUCGUGCUGUCUGUGUUUUAACUUGUGCUUUGUGAUUCAGAGUGAAAAGGGAGAAAACCCGUGUUUCCAAUGCAUAGUGUGUGAUGUAAUAAGUCCUGGACUUUGGCAGUUGCCACCGCUAAUCUACCGCUCCACUACUGUUUCGAUCA